Messenger RNA from Lodderomyces theae, 1731 nucleotides. RefSeq lists its product as uncharacterized. Bases 1 to 1731 code for a protein of 576 amino acids. Lineage: Eukaryota; Fungi; Ascomycota; Pichiomycetes; Serinales; Debaryomycetaceae. Gene Ontology annotation, cellular component: cytoplasm. Gene Ontology annotation, molecular function: phosphoprotein phosphatase activity. The record is from RefSeq and is a predicted model, not a curated record. The transcript has a single exon.
AUGGCAAAGACUCGAUCUAGCGCUAUGUUCAUCAACCGACACUAUAUCAAACUACUAGCAACAAUCGCAACAAGUAGUCUACUCAUUCUCAUCUACAUCACAGUACAGGCGAUACAAAAUACACCCAUACCACAAAGCACACUACUAAAGCUACAACAUGAGUUGGAGACUACUAUUCAUGCACUGAAUCUGGUUGUGUCAGACGUGACAAUUGUCAAAUGUCGAAGCUUCAAGUUUUGUAAAGUACCGGCAGGGUAUACAACCAUUAACCCAUCAUUGACUUUCUACAAGUAUGCUACAGGUAAGCUGCAGAAGAAAUUGUAUGAACAUGAGUAUUAUCUUGCAUUAAAGUUGUCAUCAUUGGACGAAACUACAAGGAUUAUUGCCGGGCUAUCAUUGGAAAACCAUGAAGGAUACGAGGUUAUCAAAGUCAAUGACAAUGAAGAUGAUCGGUUCUUCAAAUUGUACAAAAAAUACACCAUCAACAACCCUGAAACCCCGUUGUCAAGAGACAGUCCUGUGCUACGGUCAGUUGAUGUCUUGUUUGGUAGCAACGACUUGAUAGAUUCAAGAUUGUUCCAUCACACUUUACAUUUAUCCAAUGAGGAGGCAGUACAUCCAAUUUUAUCAAUUUCAAUGAUGAGUAUUGAGCAACAGGAAGAGUAUCAGAAGCAGAUUUCCCAAGAGGCUAAAAGUUUAGUUAAACAAGAUCAAAUAUUGGAAACGAGUCAGGAGAAAUACAAAGUGAUGCAAUUAUCAGACUUGCAUUUUGGACAGGAUUUGGGUAGAUGUAGCAGAACAGGGGGGAGCGAUGCCGGUACUGCAACUGAUAUGAAAUGCAGUUCUGAUUUGAAAACUUUGAAAUUUAUCGAAUCAACAAUACAGCAAGAACACCCCGACUUGAUUGUUAUCACCGGUGACCUAAUUGAUGUUGAACGAUCGUUGGAUUACAAGUCCAUAUUGUUAAAGAGUUUGCAGCCGAUCUUGGCGUCAAAUACGAAAUUCAUUUACACAUUUGGGGACGAAGUGCCUAGCAAAGAAGAUAAAUCAACAAUUGUAGAGUUUUUGUCGUCUUUACCCAAUUGUCUCAACACGUUUGUACCAUUUGCUGAUUCAAAUCUACAUGGGGUUACCAAUGACAAUCUUCAAAUAUUCAAUAAAGUGACAAGGGAAAAGGAUCAAGUUGACGAACAAACAAUAUCGAUAACCAUACUCGACUCGCAAGAUCAUCUCAUUGAUGAAACACAAAUCAACUACUUGUACCGCAUUAACAACGACUUCACAUCCACUGAUUACAAACUACUCUUUUUCCACUACCCUAUCCCACAAUAUCGUCCCGCCGGCACAUUCAAAAUCAUUGGGUCCUACAAUGAAAAACACCCACUCGACACCAAGACCAAUGUGAAGUUCCAUGACGAUAUAAUCAAUUGUCGAUACCAAGUAUUGUCAGUUGGACACGAACAUGAAAAUGAUGCAUGUAUCCUUUCGGAAUUGGCCAAAAAACCAAAAAAGACUUCAAGAACAAAAGAAGGUGGUGACAAUGUGCCGUCAAUUUGGUUGUGUUAUAAUUCAAUCACGGGUGAUUCGGGUGUAACUACAAUCCAUCAAGAAUAUGUGCGCAAGAUUAGACUAUUUGAGGUUGACUUUGAGAAAAGGAGGAUAUUGAGUUGGAAGAGGAAAGAGAAUGACAAGGAUGUCUUGGAGCCUCAGUUGAUAUAUCAAAGUAAAUAG